Molecule: messenger RNA, 795 nt
Organism: Alligator mississippiensis (American alligator)
Lineage: Eukaryota; Metazoa; Chordata; Crocodylia; Alligatoridae
Gene: GOLT1A
Product: golgi transport 1A
Exons: 5
Coding region: 52-450 (132 amino acids)
Biological process (GO): retrograde transport, endosome to Golgi; endoplasmic reticulum to Golgi vesicle-mediated transport
Cellular component (GO): endoplasmic reticulum; membrane
Source: RefSeq, a predicted model, not a curated record
CCUUUCCAAGGGUCACAACUUGCACACCUGCCCCAGGCCAGGACAGGGAAGAUGGUGUCUCUCACGGAUUUCCAGAGGAUCGGUGUGGGAAUCGUGGGUUUUGGCCUAUUUUUCAUCCUUUUUGGGGUGCUCCUGUACUUUGACUCAGUUCUUAUGGCCUUUGGAAAUAUCCUCUUGCUUUCUGGCUUAGUCUUUAUCAUCGGGUUCAGAAGGACUUUCAGCUUCUUCUUCCAGAGGGAAAAGCUGAAGGGCACCAGCUUCUUCCUGGGGGGCAUCAUCAUUGUCCUCCUGAGGUGGCCUCUUCUUGGCAUGGUGCUGGAGGCCUACGGCUUCAUUAGCCUCUUCAGGUCUUUUAUCCCAGUAGCUUUUGGAUUCCUGGGAGCUUUGGGAAAUAUUCCACUGCUGAGCAAGCUGUUCCAGAAACUAGGAGACAGCAACUCCUUGGUGUGAGCUAGAAGAAGGACCUACACCUAGGGAAAUAACUUCUAGACAUCCAGAUCCUUGGACAAGGUGCUUUCUUUGCACAUGCUUUUAACAUCCGUCUCUGCAGGCUGAGACCUCCUUGGACUGUACAUGCCCUCCUGUUGUGACUGGAGCAGCGUGGAGACCACAGAUCCUCCAGAAAACAGUGGCUUACUAUGGAAAGUCUCCAUCAUACAAAUCUAGGCAGAGGCUUGUACCUACCCAGGUCUGUGUUUACAAGAAUGAGGUUCUCAAAUCAGGGACUUGUACCAGUUUGAUUCUACUUUUUUCCGAUGUUCUGAUGAGAAUAAAAUUUUCUGUGGAUUAAAAGCA